AUGGCUUCACAGACUCCGUUCAGUCCCAAUCCCUCCCAAAGGGCUCGGUUGCGAUACUUCUCAAGCAACAAGAUCCCUACAUAUCUCUUUCGUAUCGUUGCUCCUGAAAGUGGCGGAAGCGCGAGCAUGUCUACUGUCAUUUCGGAGGCAUUGAUGAGCCCUGACUGUAGCAAUCCCCCAGAUGACAUCUUCAACCAUAGCCCAACGAAGGCUGCAGCGCUUAUAAAAGCACAUCUUAUGUGGCAAUGCAAUAAGCAAUCUAACUUUAUGAGUUGGACUAGUUCCUUACUCUUUGCACUGCAAUUUGGCUUAUAUCGGUAUGAAACGGAUUAUGACAACCCGGACUUCAGCGAAAUAUUUCUAUAUAUUCUCGACACGAGUGGGUUCCCAGAGGGCACGUUCAUCAAAGACCUGGACAUACUAGAUGCCUUCAAGGAGGAAUCCCUAGACCUACAGAGAUUCCUCAAGCUGCGACGUGGAAAUUUCAAGAAAAGAUAUUAUUUCGGUGAAUAUCUAACUCAGGGGCGGUUGGAAAUCGAGGGAAAUUGUGCAAGGGUCUCUCUGCAGCAGAUGAUGGAUCUCGGACUCUUUGAGCUGCACCCUGGACUAGAAAACAAGAACAGAUGGAUAUCCUUGGCAAAUCGAGUCCUUGAGCUACGGACGAAUUUCAAGUAUUUACCCUCUACCACACAUUCGGAGAUUCAAAAGACGAUCAAGAUCGCGCAAUGCUGUUUCGGGGACCGCUGGGUAGUUCCGUUCGCAGCCAUGUUGCUUGCUCUUAGGCCAAGAAGUCAUCAAGACCAUGAUAAAAUCGCAGAGGCUUAUUGGGAAAUGUUUACAGCGGAGGAAAUUAUGAUUCAAGAUAUUCAAAUUGAUCCUGAAGGUUUACCAGAGGUCAGACAGUUUGGACAGAUCAUCAACGCUGUCAAGCGCAAGUUUAACAACAGUGACAUCGAUGAAUUGCAGAAUCCUUUCUCAAGACUAGGUCUUGAGUAA
This is a messenger RNA of Aspergillus clavatus NRRL 1, 996 nucleotides long. RefSeq lists its product as uncharacterized. Lineage: Eukaryota; Fungi; Ascomycota; Eurotiomycetes; Eurotiales; Aspergillaceae. Bases 1 to 996 code for a protein of 331 amino acids. The transcript has 2 exons. The record is from RefSeq and is a predicted model, not a curated record.